This is a messenger RNA of Rodentolepis nana, 297 nucleotides long. Lineage: Eukaryota; Metazoa; Platyhelminthes; Cestoda; Cyclophyllidea; Hymenolepididae. The record is from the annotation of a GenBank genome assembly.
AUGAAUGUGAAGAUUUUCGUUGAAACCGAUGCCGAAGUGCGUGUCUCAAGACGUCUUCUUCGAGACAUUCAUUACGACAACUUUAUCGCUCCCACAAAGUCUCGUGCGGAUAUUAUUGUCCCUUACGAAGAUGCGAACCCCGUAAUGAUUUAUCUUCUUGUUUGUGGCAUUGGAAAACUUCUAAAUGAACACUUGAAACGGCGCUGUUCCAAUGUGCGGUCACGAAUGCGACUCUAUAUGAAGAGAAAUCUCCACUUGCAAGAGCUUAGUUGCACCAGUGAUUGUAGGAAGUGGUAG